Messenger RNA from Manihot esculenta (cassava), 1047 nucleotides. RefSeq names its product putative ankyrin repeat protein RF_0381. The record is from RefSeq and is a predicted model, not a curated record. Gene Ontology annotation, molecular function: protein binding; transcription cis-regulatory region binding. The coding region runs from base 89 to 850 and encodes 253 amino acids. Lineage: Eukaryota; Viridiplantae; Streptophyta; Magnoliopsida; Malpighiales; Euphorbiaceae. Gene Ontology annotation, cellular component: nucleus. Gene Ontology annotation, biological process: positive regulation of transcription by RNA polymerase II. The transcript has 2 exons.
UUGUCAUUAGCAAGCAAACAAGUCGGGAGAGUUUCUGAAACUGCGACACAGGAGCAGUAAAUCGAGCGAAAGAGGUCGAAAAGAGAGAAUGGGAAGAGGGCCAAGGGCCGCAGCAGGCGGCGGCGAAGUGGACCUUCAUGCAGCCGCAAGGUCCGGUGACUUGAAUGCGGUUCAGUCAAUUCUCAGGUCAAAUCCUCUGGCAAUUAACUCCAGAGAUAAGCACUCCAGAACUCCAUUGCAUUUAGCAGCAUGGUCAGGGCAUGCACAUGUGGUGAGUUAUCUCUGCAAAAACAAGGCUGAUGUUGGUGCUGCUGCUAUGGAUGACAUGGGUGCAAUUCAUUUUGCUGCACAAAAGGGUCAUUUAGAAGUUGUCCGGACUCUGCUUUCCUCCGGGGUCUCCAUCAAAACUUGUACCAGAAAGGGCCUAACCCCACUUCACUAUGCGGCUCAAGGUUCUAAUCUUGAGCUAGUCAAGUACUUGGUGAAGAAAGGUGCAAGUCUUGCCGUCAAGACAAAAGCAGGGAAGACCCCUCUUGAUCUUGCGAGCAGGGAAGAAAUCAGCAUGUUUCUGGAAGAAUGUGAGCGGUCACCUGAAAAGCGAAAUGUGAAUGCAAAAGAGGAAGCUGAAGAAUCUAAUCCAAAACCAUCAUUGCCAGAAGAGCCAGAGAACACGGGUGGAGAAUCUCCUGUUAUGGAAGAUAACGAAGAACAAGACAGUGAAAAUGUCAAUAAGAGGAAGGACGAAGAAAGUAAUGAUACUAAGGAAACCUCUUCGGAACCAAAAAGGCAAAGAAUCAAACUUAAUCAUCUUUUAAGUGCAGAUGAUACUCAAGAAGAUGAAAAUUUGUAAGGAAAGAUUUUAGCAGAAGACUAACCUUUUAAACGAGCAACCAAACAGAUGCUGCAGUUUACGUUGUUGUAUGAUAUGAGGUAAUUUCUUGUGCAUUUUUGUUCGUUUUGCUUCCUUGCUGUAUUAUUGAAUGAUUAAUGCACGCAACUCCUUUAUAAGUAAUUUAGCCUUUUUAUAAAAUUUGUAAGAAUCGUGUA